UGGGAGGCGAGAUUCGAUACUAUUGGUUGAGCUUUUUUUAAGUCCCAGGCGUUUUAUUGGAGUUAUCGAAGCUCAAUAUUAGUCAUCAUAAUACUCACUUUUUAGUCAUCAAGGUGGUGCAUGCUUUGCUGCUAAAAGGGCCUGUCAUGUAGGCCAUGCUCUCUGUCAAUAUAUGUGUAUCAUAUAGUAUCAUGUACGUAAUAUCCGCGAGCAUGGGAGUGUCAUCUGUCUUUGGUGAUCUGGAUUAUUCCUCUGCAUUGCUAUACACUUAGGAGAAAAUGUUGACGUCACGUGAAAGAUAGACGCCCGGACCAACAGUGUUCCUUGUCCAUAACUAAAAUCUCUCCUACAGCAUACCUUUAAAAAAUUAUUAAUGAGCACCAGCUUGUGCAUAAUCCCCCCAGUUCGAGCUCAGAUUAUUCUACAUGAUCUUAGUAAUCUAUAUAUGGAUCUUCUAAGCUACUUUCGUUUAUGCGACUGUUGUCAAGGAAUUCGAAAUGACGGCAGUUAUGGCCUUGCGCGCCGCGGUGCACAAUCUUUGUACCAUCCCGGUGAAGGAGUUGACCUCGACGGCUGAAUAUAUUGCUACAACGAUUAGCGAAAGCAGUGCGAUUCUGUCUGUACCGGCUAACCAGGGUCAAUCCGCCGGCGAACCCGACAAAGCAGGUCUCCUCCAAAAAUUGAAGGCCCGCAUCACCAGCCUGUUACAGGAUAAGACGGUUGAAGGACGAUGGGCCGGCGUGGUUAUUAUGAAAGCAACGGUGGAGUCUGGGAGAUGGGAGAUAUUACGUGGCUGUGAGCCCUGGGCUCGCUAUAUACUGGCUAUACUAGGUAAACCAGACCCAUUAUCGUUGAAGAAACUGGGUAUCUUGUGCCUUACGCGGAUAUUUCAACUCACGCAUCCAUAUCCAACACUGACUCGAGAAAUAACGACGCCUAUGCUACCACAGUUCAUAACCGCUUGUCUAAACACUAUAUCCACACCCAGCGGCACCAAAAACAGAACCUUAAAGUACGGGAACUCCUUAGUCGACACUGUAUUGUGCUCCUUCUUAACGCUCCUUCCAAACCAUCCAACCAUUUUCCGGCCUUUCUUGACGCAACUUCAAACACUUGUCCUGCCGCUGGUAGCUUCAUCGAAUACGCAAAAUGUGAUACCCCAGUCCACGAGGUGGGCUGCCCAGCAGCUCUUCGUAUCACUUCACCAGUGUGCUCCAAAGAAUACAGGAAAUGAAGAAUGGGCCAAGGCUAUUCGUACCACAAUUCUAUCUGCACAUCGAACUACGGACCACUUGUUCAGAUCUAUAGUAGAGCACUGGAAAUCAGUUGAUUCUACAUUGCCACAGGGAACUUGUAAUAGGCCUUCACACUCCAUUGUUGGUGACUUCGGAAUUGGCCCUCUUGAGCUCCCUCCCUGGUCCGGAAUACAACAAGGAACUGGGCGGUUAGUUGGUCUACUAGAGCUCUUGUCGAGUUUCCUCAAGUCAAGAUCGAACUCAACAGUUUCCAUACCUGUAGGCUCAAUUCUUGAUCUAACAUGCCGGCUGGGGUCUAUCGCUCCUCCUUCAAUCUCAGGAGAGCAUGGUGCCUCCAUCAAUCCCGAGAUAAGUAGAGACGAACGAGAAGCAUUACUGAGCGUAAUACCUCCCAUGCAUGCAGCCUCUAUGGGCGUACUACAGUCUCUCCUUGAAACUUUUGGCACAGAGAAUCUUUCGAUUGCCAGAAGCUGUUUGGAACAAAUUAUCUGGAUGUUUACGUCUUCAAAUCCUGCCCGGUCUGUCCGAGAAGCGGCAUAUAAAUGCUUUGUUGCACCACUCACGAUUCUGGGCCCGUCACUGACCAAACCAGAUGUCCUGUCGCUAGUACCAGUCCUCCAGACCGCAUGCAGUGAUAUAGUACCGCCCAAAGAUUCUGCUAUAGUCACUGGAAAUACGACCUCAGGUGGCAAGGGCACAUCAACUUCAACUGGAACCACCGAUGCAGAUGCAUUCUUACAGAACAAGUCGAAGCUAAGUCCCGGACAUUCCAACGAGACUGGUCCUCUCGCAGAUUCAGCUGUCAGAUUAUUACUCGCGACCAUUACAUAUGUUCAAAUCGAAUAUAUUCCCUUGUCAGUUCGUGCGAAGAUUGAUCGCACAUCAAUCCUUGCUGGCAACAGUGAUCUUAUGGUGGCCUGUGUUCUUAAUCCAAUACCUUCAACCGAGUCGCAGCGUGGACAUCCUAGCAUACUCCCAUUCCUGGCGAGAAGCCAGCCUAGUAACUCUAGGGUUGAAGGGUUACUUCGGCCUCGUAUGCCUGUGAUAUUUACUGGGGCAGGCAGGAAAGGAAGAGCUGAAAUCGAAGAUUAUGAGAAUGGCACUGAGGUAAAAACACACAGCGGCGAUUCUUUGAGCAAACAAAACCCCGAUGCGCGGGAGUUCUUGGCUGAAAAGUUUGGGCCCCGUCCAGCCCCCAUUACCACCGAACCUACAGCCCUGCUGAGCGAUGCUGGACGAAAUAAACGAAGACAUCAGGAUGAUGUCGACAAUGCUCUUCCAGCUGAUUCGCCACAGCCCGAUAAACGACCUCGGGUUCAAAAUGAUAUACCAACAUCCUCUGAUGCCUUACCGAGCGGGAAAGUGGCUCAAGCCCUUGAUGUUCUGUCAAGCUCAUUAAGCGGUCCAAGUGAUCAGAAUACUUUGAAAAUGAACGUGUUUCCGGAGCCCGAAAUCAACCAUCCUACCCAAGACAAAGCCCAAGAGCCUAGUCAACCGCCAACGAUAACCGAAAGUCAUGAAAAAGUUCCUGCGGCUGAUGCGGAGAGCGAUGACGAGAUUCCUCAGUUGAAUAUUGAAUCCGAUACUGACGAGGAGGGUGAAGAUUGA
Messenger RNA from Trichophyton rubrum CBS 118892, 2864 nucleotides. RefSeq lists its product as uncharacterized. Gene Ontology annotation, cellular component: nucleus. The record is from RefSeq and is a predicted model, not a curated record. The transcript is spliced from 2 exons. Gene Ontology annotation, biological process: rRNA processing. The coding region runs from base 498 to 2864 and encodes 788 amino acids. Lineage: Eukaryota; Fungi; Ascomycota; Eurotiomycetes; Onygenales; Arthrodermataceae.